Molecule: messenger RNA, 3607 nt
Organism: Fundulus heteroclitus (mummichog)
Lineage: Eukaryota; Metazoa; Chordata; Actinopteri; Cyprinodontiformes; Fundulidae
Gene: pde8b
Product: phosphodiesterase 8B
Exons: 22
Coding region: 1-2616 (871 amino acids)
Biological process (GO): signal transduction
Molecular function (GO): 3',5'-cyclic-AMP phosphodiesterase activity
Source: RefSeq, a predicted model, not a curated record
AUGGGCUGCGCUCCCAGCAUCCACGUCUCUCAGAGCGGGGUGAUCUACUGCCGGGACUCGGACGAGUCCAACUCCCCCCACCAGACCACCACCAUCUCCCAGGGCACCGCGGCCACGCUGCACGGCCUCUUCAUCAAGACAGAUGCGGCCGAGACCAUCCCCUCCGUCAUCACCUACCAGAACCGCCACUCGCGCAACAACUCGUGCCGCGGCCGCAAGGACAACAACAGCGGGGGGCACGUCCGCAUCGAGGCCGAGACUCAGACCAGCCACGCCAGCGUCAAGGUUUCAGCCACAGAAGAAUGUAUGGGACCUAUGAGGCUGACCAAGGAACCGAUUCAGGUGCUGCUGGUGUUCGCCAAGGAGGACAGCCAGAGCGACGCCUUCUGGUGGGCCUGCGAGCGCGCCGGGUUCAGGUGCAACAUCGCCCGCACGCCCGAGUCUGCCGUCGAGUGUUUCCUGGACAAGCACCACGAGAUAAUAGUCAUCGACGGACGUCACUCGCGCUACUUUGAGCCCGAGGUCGUCUGCCGGAUGAUCCGCGCCACGAAGCCGUCCGAACACACGGUGAUUCUCGCUGUCGUCCCACAAAGACUCCCCGACCAGGAGGAACCAUCUGUUCUCCCUCUUCUCUGCGCUGGAUUUAGCAGAAGGUUUGUGGAGAAUAGCAGCGUGUCGGCGUGCUACAAUGAACUCAUACAGAUCGAACACGGGGAGGUGCGCUGCCAGUUCAAACUCAGGGCCUGCAACUCUGUCUUCACGGCUCUGGAGCACUGCCAAGAGGCUGUGGAAAUUACCAGUGAGGAUCACAUUAUUCAGUAUGUGAACCCUGCCUUUGAGAGGAUGAUGGGAUACCACAAGGGAGAGUUGAUUGGAAAAGAACUGACCGAACUUCCCAAGAGCGAUAAGAAUAGAGCCGAUCUGCUUGAUACCAUCAACACUUGCAUCAAAAAAGGGAAAGAAUGGCAGGGCAUUUACUUCGCCAGAAAGAAGUCAGGCGACAGCAUUCAACAGCAAGUAAAGAUCCUGCCUGUCAUCGGCCAAGGAGGAAAAAUCCGACAUUUCGUAGCCAUCAAGCGAGCUCAUACCGACAACAAUAAUCAGGUCCUGAAGACGAACAAGGAAGACAGAUGCAGCGGGGACCAUUCUCAGUCAGAGUGCCAUUCACUUCGUCACAGGGACAGAAGGAAAGAUUCAAUUGAUGCCAGAUCGGUUGGUUCCCGUGGCAGUGACGCUCCUAGUUUACAGAACCGAAGAUAUUCCUCUGUGGCCAGGAUCCAUUCCAUGACAAUCGAGGCUCCCAUCACGAAGGUGAUAAACAUCAUCAACGCGGCACAGGAGAGCAGUCCGGUGACAGUGGCUGAGGCUCUGGAACGCGUCCUGGAGAUCCUGAGGACCACGGAGCUCUACUCCCCUCAGCUUGCUUCCAAAGAGGAUGACCCCCACACCAAUGACCUGGUUGGGGGGCUUAUGAGCGACGGGCUUCGGAGACUCUCUGGGAAUGAAUAUGUUUUCAGCAAAAAUAUGAGCCAGAGCCAGCUGGCCAUCCCGGUCACACUCAACGAUGUUCCUCCGUCCAUCGCCGAGAUGCUCAACGACGAGGAGCGCUGGGAGUUCAACAUCCUGGACCUGGAGGCAGCUACACAUAAACGGCCGCUCACUUACCUCGGGUUGAAGAUUUUCACCAGUUUCGGAGUGUGUGACUUCCUGAGCUGCUCGGAGGCCACGCUGCGCUCCUGGCUGCAGCUCAUGGAGGCCAACUAUCACUCCUCCAACUCCUACCACAACUCCUCACACGCUGCAGACGUCCUGCACGCCACAGCCUACUUCCUGCGCAAGGAGAGAGUCAAGAGCAGUCUUGACCAGCUGGACGAGGUGGCGGCACUAAUAGCAGCCACAGUCCACGACGUGGACCACCCGGGCAGGACCAACUCUUUCCUGUGUAACGCGGGGAGCGAGCUGGCCAUCCUUUACAACGACACGGCCGUCCUGGAGAGUCACCACGCGGCCCUCGCCUUCCAGCUCACCAUCCGUGACGGCAAGAGCAACAUCUUCAAAAACAUCGAUAGGAAUCAGUUCCGAACGCUGCGACAGGCCAUCAUCGACAUGGUGCUCGCCACAGAGAUGACCAGGCACUUUGAGCACGUCAGCAAGUUCGUCAACAGCAUUAACAAGCCAAUGGCUGCCAUCGAAGAAACCAGCAUGGGUAGCAUGAACAGCGACUGCGAGGGUCAGAGCAACAUCAGAAACUCUCCAGAGAACCGUCUGCUGAUAAAGAGGAUGCUCAUCAAGUGUGCAGAUGUGGCAAACCCCUGCAGGCCGCUGGAGCUGUGCAUCGAGUGGGCGGGCCGGAUCUCAGAGGAGUACUUUGCACAGACAGAUGAGGAGAAGCGACAAGGGCUGCCCGUGGUGAUGCCCGUGUUUGACAGAAACACCUGCAGCGUGCCCAAAUCUCAGCUCUCGUUCAUGGACUACUUCAUCACAGAUAUGUUUGACGCCUGGGAUGCCUUUGCCAGCCUCCCGAACCUGAUGGAGCACCUGUCUGAGAACUACAAGUACUGGAAGAACCUGGACGAGAUGAAGUGCAAGAGCCUGCGUCCUUCGCCGCCCUCUUGACCUCCUCCUCUCCUCUCCUCUCCUCUCCUCUGGCACCAGGGUGGGACAGUAGACGCAGCCCUGUGCUAAAACAAUUAGUAAUUUCAGGAGCGAUGUGCCGGAGCAGGGUACGGCAAGUCAGCAGGCCAGUUCAGGCCUCAGAGGGACAAGAUCACUGACGGAUGAGCACUGUGGCGCUCCCAGCCACUUAUCUUGUUUUCAGCUGAAUGUGGUGUUCUGCCACCAAAAAAAAAAAAAACAAACAGUUUUUCAUCUGAUGACUUGAUUGACUGCCUGCCGCCACUUUGUCGUGGCGCCUCUUUUAAACUGCGUGGGCCUCACGGCUCCCCUGACAAUCUGCACCAUACAGCGUAACAUGCCAGAAACGUGCACUUUAGCAACUCAAGACGUUUGGAUUCCCAGCUCCGUUUUGCUGUUUGAUUUAUUUUUAUUUAUUUUUUACACCUAUACUUUUUCUUUAAACCAACUGUCAUUUUAUAUCUGGGUGUCGUUGCGAAGGAAACAGGGGGGGGGGCUCGACUAAAAGCGAGUAUUUCUAGGGAUUGUGCAUCUUAGAGGGCACUUCUCUAAACUUCCUAUCUAUCCAAAGGUGUGAAGGUGCUCAGUUGAAAUUAUUCCUCCUUAAUAGAUGUAAAACUCUGCAGCGUGUGUGCGGGACCAAACUGUAAGCAACCUCUGCCCCUUUUAAGCCCUGAACAGGAAGAGCAUGUAGGAAAGGGUCCAGGAGCAGAUCUCUAGCGACGGCAAAGCACCAAGGGUACAUUCCCAGCCUGCGCUAAAAGCUCAGCCCCGUAAAGAUAAACUUGACAACGAAGGGCUCUGCUGUAUGCUCUGGAGAUUUUAAGGUCAUGUAGCUAAAGAAGGCGUCUUCAAUAUGUCCCCACGUAAUCUGCGGCUACAGCUUCUUAAAGCCCAGCCGUCUUUAGUGCACUGUGAAAGCAGCUUGUGAGGCCGAUGGAGAUCCUCGCUGAGCCCGUGUGUCAGAACAAAC